GGGGCGAGGGCUCGGGAAGGCGGCGGGGCGAGAGGCCGGCGCGGGCGGGGGCGCGGGCGGGGGCGCGGGCGCGGGCGCGGGCGCGGGCGCGGGCGCGGGCCGGGGGGCGGUGGGACGCUGACCCCGCCCCCUGCUGCUGCUAGUCUGCGCCGGGCGGCGGCGGCGGAGCCCGGAACAUGGCGGCGGCGGCGGCGCGCAGCUUCGGGCCGGAGCGGGAGGCAGAGCCGGCCAAGGAGGCGCGCGUUGUGGGCUCUGAGCUGGUGGACACGUAUACGGUUUACAUCAUCCAGGUCACGGAUGGCAGCCAUGAGUGGACGGUCAAGCACCGCUACAGUGAUUUCCAUGACCUGCAUGAAAAGCUCGUGGCAGAGAGAAAGAUUGAUAAGAAUCUCCUUCCGCCCAAAAAGAUAAUUGGGAAAAACUCAAGAAGCUUGGUGGAGAAGCGGGAGAAGGAUCUGGAGGUCUACCUGCAGACGCUCCUGGCCGCCUUCCCGGGCGUGGCCCCCAGGGUGCUGGCCCACUUCUUGCAUUUUCACUACUAUGAGAUAAAUGGUAUCACUGCGGCACUGGCUGAGGAGCUUUUUGAAAAAGGGGAACAGCUCCUGGGGGCCGGCCAGGUCUUCGUCAUUGGGCCCCUGCAGCUAUAUGCGGUCACCGAGCAGCUGCAGCAGGGAAAGCCCACAUGCGCCAGUGGGGACGCCAAGACUGACCUUGGGCACAUCCUGGACUUCACCUGUCGCCUUAAGUACCUUAAGGUUUCUGGCACAGAAGGACCUUUUGGGACCAGCAACAUUCAGGAGCAGCUCCUGCCUUUCGAUUUGUCUAUAUUCAAGUCACUUCAUCAGGUGGAGAUAAGUCACUGUGAUGCCAAGCACAUCCGGGGGCUGGUCGUGUCAAAGCCCACCUUAGCCACCAUGAGCGUCCGCUUCUCAGCAACUUCGAUGAAGGAAGUCCUUGUUCCUGAAGCCUCGGAAUUUGAUGAGUGGGAGCCAGAAGGCACAGCCCUGGAAGGCCCUGUGACUGCUGUCAUCCCCACAUGGCAAGCGCUGACCACUCUAGACCUGAGCCACAACAGCAUCUCGGAGAUUGAUGAGUCUGUGAAACUGAUUCCAAAGAUUGAGUUCCUUGAUCUGAGUCACAAUGGAGUGCUGGUCGUGGACAACCUGCAGCACCUGUACAACCUCGUGCACCUGGACCUGUCCUACAACAAACUCACCUCUUUGGACGGGGUUCACACCAAACUGGGGAACAUCAAGACCCUGAACCUGGCAGGCAACCUCCUGGAGAGUCUGAGUGGUCUGCACAAGCUCUACUCCCUGGUCAACCUGGAUCUCAGCAACAACAGAAUCGAACAGAUGGAGGAGGUCAGGAGCAUAGGCAGCCUCCCGUGUCUGGAGCACGUGGCUCUGCUGAACAACCCUCUGAGCAUCAUCCCCGACUACCGGACCAAGGUGCUGGCUCAGUUUGGAGAGAGGGCCUCUGAGGUCUGUCUGGACAACACAGCAACCACAGAGAAGGAACUGGACACUGUGGAAGUGCUAAAAGCGAUUCAGAAAGCCAAGGAGGUCAAGUCCAAACUGAACAACCCAGAGAAGAAGGUCGGUGAGGAUUCUCGUCUCUCAGCUGCCCCCUGUGUCAGACCCAGCGGCUCCCCUCCCACCGUGGCUCCCACGUCUGCCUCCCUGCCCCAGCCCAUCCUCUCCAACCAAGGAAUCAUGUUCGUGCAGGAGGAGGCCCUGGCCAGCAGCCUCUCAUCCACUGACAGUCUGACUCCUGAGGACCGGCCCAUUGCCCGGGGAUGCUCUGAUUCCCUGGAAUCCAUCCCUGCGGGACAGGCACCUUCCGAGGAUUUAGGGGAUGUGCCGGGAGCUGUUGGCGGUGCAAGCCCAGAGCAGGCAGAGCCAGAGGUCCAGGUCGUGCCUGGGUCUGGCCAGAUCAUCUUCCUGCCCUUCACCUGCAUUGGCUACACGGCCACCAACCAGGACUUCAUCCAGCGCCUCAGCACACUCAUCCGUCAGGCCAUCGAGCGGCAACUGCCUGCGUGGAUUGAGGCUGCCAACCAGCGGGAGGAGGGCCAGGAUGAGCAGGGCGAGGAUGACGAGGAGGAGGAGGAAGAGGACAUUGCUGAGAACCGCUACUUUGAAAUGGGGCCCCCAGAUGUGGAAGAAGAAGAAGAGGGUGGCCAAGGGGAGGAAGAGGAGGAGGAGGAGGAAGAGGAGGGUGAGGAGGAGCGCCUGGCCCUGGAGUGGGCCCUGGGCGCGGACGAGGACUUCCUGCUGGAGCACAUCCGCAUCCUCAAGGUGCUCUGGUGCUUCCUGAUCCACGUGCAGGGCAGCAUCCGUCAGUUCGCCGCCUGCCUCGUGCUCACUGACUUUGGCAUCGCCGUCUUCGAGAUCCCGCACCAGGAGUCGCGGGGCAGCAGCCAGCACAUCCUCUCGUCUCUGCGCUUUGUCUUCUGCUUCCCACACGGCGACCUCACUGAGUUCGGCUUCCUCAUGCCGGAGCUGUGUCUGGUGCUCAAGGUGCGGCACAGCGAGAACACGCUCUUCAUCAUCUCAGACGCCGCCAACCUCCACGAGUUCCACGCUGACCUGCGCUCGUGCUUCGCCCCACAGCACAUGGCCAUGCUGUGCAGCCCCGUGCUCUACGGCAGCCACACCAGCCUGCAGGAGUUCCUGCGCCAGCUGCUCACCUUCUACAAGGUGGCAGGCAGCUGCCAGGAGCGCAGCCAGGGCUGCUUCCCUGUCUACUUGGUCUACAGUGACAAGCGCAUGGUGCAGACGGCCGCCGGGGACUACUCAGGCAACAUCGAGUGGGCCAGCUGCACGCUCUGCUCGGCCGUGCGGCGCUCCUGCUGUGCGCCCUCUGAGGCUGUCAAGUCUGCCGCCAUCCCGUACUGGCUGCUGCUCACGCCCCAGCACCUCAACGUUAUCAAGGCCGACUUCAAUCCCAUGCCCAACCGUGGCACCCACAACUGUCGCAACCGCAACAGCUUCAAGCUCAGCCGUGUCCCGCUCUCCACUGUGCUCCUGGACCCCACACGCAGCUGCACCCAGCCUCGGGGUGCCUUUGCUGAUGGCCACGUACUUGAGCUGCUUGUGGGCUACCGCUUUGUCACCGCCAUUUUCGUGCUGCCCCAUGAGAAGUUCCACUUCCUGCGCAUCUACAACCAGCUGCGGGCCUCGCUGCAGGAUCUGAAGACUGUGGUCAUCGCCAAGACCCCUGCCACCGGGGGCAGAUCCCAGAACCCUCUUGUGGAUGGCCAGCCUGCCGAGGGCAGGGCCAGAUGCAGCAAUGACCAGCGUCCCCAGGAGGCCCCGGCAGAGGCUCUAGCACCAGGUCCAGCUCCCGUGGAGGCAUCAGCCCUGGCCCCAGCCCCAGUGGAAGUCCCAGCUCCAGCCUUGGCAGAGGCCCCAGGCCCAGCAAAGACCCCCGCAGAGGCCCCAGCAGAGGCCUUGGCCCCAGAGGAGACCCCAGCAGAGACUCCAGUGGAGGCCCCGCCCCCAGUAGAGGCCCCAGUACAAGCUGAGCUGCCGGCCCAGUACCCAAGCGAGCACCUGAUCCAGUCUGCCUCGGAGGAGAAUCAGAUCCCUUCACACCUGCCCGCCUGCCCAUCACUGCAGCACAUUGCCAGCCUGCGGGGGAGCACCAUCGUCGAGUUCUUCCACAGCAGCAUUGCUGAGGUUGAAAACGAGGAACUGAGGCACCUCAUGUGGUCCUCAGUGGUGUUCUACCAGACCCCGGGGCUGGAGGUGACUGCCUGCGUGCUGCUCUCCACCAAGGCCGUGUACUUCGUGCUGCACGACGGUCUCCGCCGCUACUUCUCCGAGCCACUGCAGGAUUUCUGGCAUCAGAAAAACACUGACUACAACAACAGUCCCUUCCACAUCUCUCAGUGUUUUGUUUUAAAACUCAGCGACCUGCAGGCAGUCAAUGUUGGGCUUUUUGACCAGUAUUUCCGGCUGACGGGCUCCUCUCCAGUACAGGUGGUUACCUGCUUGACGCGGGACAGCUAUCUGACACACUGCUUCCUCCAGCACCUCAUGGCUGUGCUCUCCUCUCUGGAACGCACGCCCUCACCUGAGCCUGUUGACAAAGACUUCUACUCCGAGUUUGGGAACAAGACCACAGGGAAGAUGGAGAACUAUGAGCUGAUCCACUCAAGCCGCGUCAAGUUCACCUACCCCAGCGAAGAGGAGAUUGGGGACCUGACAUUUAUCGUGGCCCAGAAGAUGGCUGACCCAGAGAAGGCACCGGCCCUCAGCAUCCUGCUGUACAUACAGGCCUUCCAGGUGGGCACGCCACCACCUGGGCGCUGCAGGGGCAUGCUGCGCCCCAAAACGCUCCUGCUCACCAGUGCCGAGAUCUUUCUCCUGGACGAGGACUUUGUCCAUUACCCACUGCCUGAGUUCGCCAAAGAGCCACCACAGAGGGACCGGUACCGGCUGGACGACGGCCGCCGUGUCCGGGACCUGGACCGCGUGCUCAUGGGCUACCAGACCUACCCACAGGCUCUUACCCUUGUUUUUGAUGACGUACAGGGCCAGGACCUCAUGGGCAAUGUCACCCUGGACCACUUUGGGGAGGUGCCAGGUGGCCCGGCCAGAGCUGGCCAGGGCCGUGAGGUCCAGUGGCAGGUGUUUGUCCCCAGUGCCGAGAGCCGCGAGAAGCUCAUCUCAUUGUUGGCCCGCCAGUGGGAGGCCCUGUGUGGCCGGGAGCUGCCUGUUGAGCUCACCGGCUAGCCCGGGGUGCAGCCAGCCCUCGCCCUCCAUGUCCAGCCUGGCAUCCACGCAGGGCGGGAGCAGGCUUUCUCUGUUCUUUUUAAAGUAAUUUCCCCUCUCUUUUGGUACCUUCAUCUGAGUGUCCUCCCAGAGAAUGUGAACAUACGUGUUCAGUUGAUUCUUUCUAAUCCUGGGAGUGACAGCACCAGCCCCUCCAGGGCCUCCAUGUGCUGUCAGCCUCUCGUGGUAUGUUGCCUGCCCUGGUGCGACAUGGCCAGGCACACCAGUGUUGUGUCUUUUGUCAUGAGACCGUUGUUAACAUGUGGCACUGUGGGUCUGAUUUACUCUGUUACGCGUCCUUUCCUGAAACGUGGAGUCUAGUCUUGUGGAUGUAGCUGUCAUUGUGGGCAUUUGCUGCUAAUCGUGAAGCUGGCAGCAAAAUGCACAUUAGAAGCUCCCACCCUGUGCAGUUUUCCAAAGUGGGGGCCUCUCCUGGUCCAGACAAAUGGGAGAGCACAGUGGGGGCAGGAGGCCCCCAGGCCUUGGGGCUGAGAGGGGUGGGGGCAGGGGACCUAGAGCUGCCAGCACCAAGUGUGAUUCCUGUUGCCUAUUUUCUCUAUUCCAAUAAAGCAAAGUUUGACACAG
This is a messenger RNA of Equus caballus (horse), 5366 nucleotides long. It is a transcript of the gene NISCH, whose product is annotated as nischarin. Lineage: Eukaryota; Metazoa; Chordata; Mammalia; Perissodactyla; Equidae. The record is from RefSeq and is a predicted model, not a curated record. Gene Ontology annotation, molecular function: integrin binding; phosphatidylinositol binding. Gene Ontology annotation, cellular component: cytoplasm.